Messenger RNA from Quercus lobata, 1614 nucleotides. RefSeq names its product protein DETOXIFICATION 7-like. The record is from RefSeq and is a predicted model, not a curated record. The transcript is spliced from 7 exons. Gene Ontology annotation, cellular component: membrane. The coding region runs from base 49 to 1488 and encodes 479 amino acids. Gene Ontology annotation, biological process: xenobiotic detoxification by transmembrane export across the plasma membrane. NCBI's taxonomy places the organism in Eukaryota, Viridiplantae, Streptophyta, Magnoliopsida, Fagales, Fagaceae. Gene Ontology annotation, molecular function: xenobiotic transmembrane transporter activity; antiporter activity.
UUGUUAAGGACUAGCUUGUGAGACAAACAUUAGGAGAGUGAAAAAGAAAUGCUAGAGAGUGAAGAGAAAAACUGGAUAAUAAUACCGCUUGCAUUUGUGCAAGAGCUCAAGAAGGCUUCCUCUAUAGCUGCACCAAUGGUGGUGGUGUCAAUUCUGCAGUAUCUUUUACAAGUAGUAUCUAUUAUAAUGGUUGGACACCUUGGUGAACUUUCACUCUCUGGCGUUGCCAUUGCCACCUCUCUCACCAACGUAACCGGCUUUAGCCUUCUUUCCGGAAUGGCUGGUGGGUUGGAAACUCUAUGUGGGCAAGCUUAUGGAGCAGAGCAGUUUCAAAAACUUGGAACCUAUACUUACACUGCAAUCAUUUCUCUCAUUCUGGUUUGUCCCCCAGUUUGUGUUCUAUGGAUUUUCAUGGACAAAAUAUUAAUUCUCUUAGGCCAAGACCCUACAAUAUCCCUUGAAGCUUGCAAAUACUCAAUGUGGCUCAUUCCUGCACUAUUUGGCGGUGCAGUACUUAAGCCACUUACUCGUUACCUGCAGUCACAAAGUUUGACUCUUCCAAUGCUCUUUAGCUCCAUUGUUAUUCUAUCUUUUCACAUACCUGCAUGUUGGAUUCUUGUGUAUAAGUUGAAAUUAGGAAGUCAUGGUGCAGCAAUAGCCUUCGGUUCAUCAACUUGGCUGAACGUGAUAUUACUAAGCCUUUUUACGAUUUAUUCUUCGGCAUGUGAGAAAACACGUGUCCCUUUUUCAAAAGAUGUUUUGCUUGGUAUCUCAGAAUUCUAUCGCCUUGCUAUCCCUUCUGCUGUAAUGGUUUGUCUUAAAUGGUGGUCAUGUGAGCUGCUUACUUUGCUGUCUGGCCUUCUGCCAAAUGCAAAGCUGGAGACUUCAGUGCUCUCUAUAUGCCUUACAAUUUCUACAUUGCACUUCACUGUAGCCUAUGGAUUUGGGGCUGCUGCAAGUACUCGGAUUUCAAAUGAACUGGGAGCUGGAAACCCACAAGCAGCUAGAGUGACUGUUUGGGCUACAAUGUUCCUUUCCAUCACAGAGGGAAUUAUUGUGAGCGUGACUCUCUUCUUUUGCCGCUAUGUUUUGGGAUAUGCAUACAGCAAUGAGAAGCAGGUUGUGAAUUAUAUCGCAGUUAUGGCUCCAUUGAUUUGUCUCUCAAUAUUAAUGGACAGCUUACAAGCAGUUCUUUCUGGCGUUGCUCGAGGAAGUGGAUGGCAGCACAUUGGUGCCUAUGUCAACCUUGGGGCAUUUUAUCUGGUUGGACUCCCAGUGGGAGCUGUACUUGGUUUUGUUCUACAUUUAAGAGGGAAAGGCCUUUGGAUUGGGAUCAUUGCUGGGUCUAUUGUGCAAUCAACUCUUCUUUCUCUUAUAACAGGUUUCACAAAUUGGAAAAAACAGGCAGACAAGGCAAGAGAGAGGAUAUUUGAGAGGAAAUCUUCAGUGAACAGUCAAUCAGAUAGAAUUGACAAAGAAGCAACUUAAAGCAGAUGAUUAGUCACCUUUCAUCUUCAAAUUUAACUCUAAUGUAAAUCUAUUUGAAGAGUAUUCCUCUCAAAGUUGUGGAACUUAGUUGUGGGUCUUUUGUACAAAUAUGGUUAAUACUCCACA